Molecule: messenger RNA, 1786 nt
Organism: Cottoperca gobio
Lineage: Eukaryota; Metazoa; Chordata; Actinopteri; Perciformes; Bovichtidae
Exons: 5
Coding region: 66-671 (201 amino acids)
Biological process (GO): positive regulation of MAPK cascade; positive regulation of cell population proliferation
Cellular component (GO): cytoplasm
Molecular function (GO): growth factor activity; cytokine activity
Source: RefSeq, a predicted model, not a curated record
ACACACGUACAGUAUACACACUGGACUCAGAAGGAGGUUUGUUUACUACAGCAGGAGCAGAAAAGAUGAAAUUAAUCCAUGACUGCACUCCUUGUCUCCUCCACCUGCUGCUAUUGGCUGAGCUGUUUGUCCAUACGUCAUCUCAUCCCGCCCACCGCUCCCCUCUCUGUGGCUUGUUUAGAUCAAUGAUCCAUCAGGUGCAGAGGUUGACAGAUUUAUCCAAAGAACUCCACGACUUGACAGAUGAUGAACUCAUAAACUUUGAGGCUGUGGAAAACAGACUGGACGGUCUUCCUGACGUGCAACACACUGCAGCUCAUUUCAACUCAUGGAAGAUGAACGAGUCACUCUCCCAGCUGUUUGUGGACACUCACUCCUUCAGGCUGCAUGUUGACUGGUUAAAAACAGCCAAAGAAAAUGUCAGUUUUUUCUCCCAGCCAGCGGAGGACACCAGCUCUCACCUCCUGCAGCUGUCCAACCUCAUGAAUGCAUCUCUUCACCAGAUCAGUGAAGAGGUUCCUCAGUCACCGUCUCCCUCCCUCCCUGUCGUCUCCACAGCCUUUGAUGUGCUCCAGUUCUCCAUUGAGAUCUCUGAACGGCUACAAGUCUUUUGUAGCUGGUCAAAAAGAAUUUUGAAGCAUCUCCAGAGAAGCAUCUGCCCUCGACCUUAAGCCUUCACCCUCAGCACAUAAGGAGCUGCUAAUGUCUUCCUACAAAACCACUGUUAACUUAUAUGAAUUUUACCCAGCGAGGGAUUUUAAACAUGGCAAUGUCAGUCUGUUGGUCCACCACUUUGGUCAAGACUGAAAUAUCUCAACAACUUUUGAAUGUUUUGGCCGUGGAUAUUGGUUCAGAUAUUUAUGGUGCCCGCUGAAUGCAUUUCCUUGAGUUUGGUGAUCCCUUGACUUCUCCUGUAGCGCCACUCACAGGUCAGUUUUCACUUAUCCAGUGAAAUAUUUCAACGUCUACAAGAUGGAUUGGCACAACAUUUGGUACAAUCCAUCAUGGUCUCCAGAAGAUGAAUCACUUUGGUGAUGCUUUUGACUUUACCUCUAGCGUCAUCACCAGGCCAACACUUCAAUUAGUCUAAAACUUUGGUUCAUGACCAUAAAUCUGCAAAGCUAAUGACAUUCCCAACAGUAUUAGGUUAUGUUUAGUGCUACUCAGCAAACAUAAGCAGCUAGCAUGCUUAUCUAAGAUGGUGAACAUUAUACCUGCUUAGCAUCAGUAUGUUAACAUUGUCAUUGUGAGCAAGCUGAUGUUAGCUACAAACUAAUGGGAAUAAUAAGAAUGUCAGGAGUCCAAUAAUAGAGUUGAAACUGUUUUGAUGCAAUAACAGCAAGAAGUUGAGUUCCAGAUGCAUCAAUUCAGCAGUAAAAGAAAAUGUAAGUUUAUCGCAUGUUCUUAAGAAAGUAUGUGUCUGUCUUAUUGUACAUGUUGGCGUAUUUAUACAGUGUUCAGAGGCACUCCCACCUGUGACUCUACUCUCUUUGAGACUGUUUACAUUCACAGUGCCUGAGCUAAAUGCAAGAAAAUGUUGUGGAACUAUUAAUAUUUGUCUAAUGUUGUUUUUCUAUUUAGGAUGCUAUUUAUGAACUUUUUAUAUUAUAGAGUGAGAUGCAGGCAUCUCACUUUUUUUCUAUGGGUUAUCUAUUAUGUAAUAUUUAAUAAUAUUAAUAAUAAAGUAUUGUCAUACAGUAGUGCCUUUUACAGUAUUAUUUAUACAUUUUGUAUGUUUUGUUUUUGUAAGUUUAACAUGAAGUCAUCAAUAAAGUUUUACACUUGA